Messenger RNA from Drosophila hydei, 821 nucleotides. RefSeq names its product iron-sulfur cluster assembly 1 homolog, mitochondrial (gene MagR). Gene Ontology annotation, biological process: iron-sulfur cluster assembly. Gene Ontology annotation, molecular function: 2 iron, 2 sulfur cluster binding. Gene Ontology annotation, cellular component: mitochondrion; cytoplasm. The record is from RefSeq and is a predicted model, not a curated record. The coding region runs from base 94 to 486 and encodes 130 amino acids. The transcript has 5 exons. Lineage: Eukaryota; Metazoa; Arthropoda; Insecta; Diptera; Drosophilidae.
UUAUUAACACUCUUCGUAAAGCACUGAAAUUGUUGAAAUUGUAAGCACAAAAAAAAAAAAAAAAAAAACAAAUUAUAUAAAUCUAGAACAAAAAUGGCAACACGUGUUGUGGCAACGGCAACGGUUCGAGCUGUUAAGGGACGCAAAUUAAUACCAACGCGUGCCGCAUUAACGCUGACGCCCGCUGCAGUGAAUCGCAUCAAAUCGCUACUGCAAGACAAGCCAGAGGUGAUCGGCCUCAAGGUUGGCGUGCGACAACGAGGCUGCAAUGGCCUAUCCUAUACCCUCGAUUAUGCUAGCACCAAAGAUAAACUAGAUGAGGAAGUUGUACAGGAUGGCGUUAAGGUCUUUAUUGAUAAGAAGGCUCAACUCUCUCUGCUUGGUACCGAAAUGGACUUUGUCGAAUCGAAGCUCUCCAGCGAAUUCGUCUUCAAUAAUCCAAAUAUUAAGGGCACGUGUGGCUGCGGCGAAUCGUUUAGCAUGUAAAGCGUUUCGAACUCAUUUUUUUCUCUAACUACGGAAUCGCAACCCGCCUCGCAAAAAACCUAAAUUAUCUAAGUUUAUGUAGAGUUUAGAGCUUGUUGUUAAUUCAAAUAGCAAUCGUCUGCAAUAUAUUUAAGCUGCCACACUCAAAUAUUGUUGCAGCUUAAUACGCAAGCGAGAAAUUGUUGCAAAUAUGCUUAAGUUUGUUUUCUGUAGCUACGAAAAUUUAGUUGUAACCAUUAAAAACGGACAUUGUUUUUAGAUUAUACAUUAAAACAACAUAUUCGUAUGUACAUAGCAUGUAUGUAGCUCAAAUAUAAAAUUAAAAAAAAAGCAAA